AUGAUGGGUGCUCACGCAGCAGCAGCUGCCCAGCGCAUGCUGGGACAGAUGGCAGGGCACAGGGGGGAGGGGGGCGACGGUGCAGAGGCUGUGAUUGAUGCUGGAAGAGGGGAUGCUUAUAACGGGGAUGCGUUCAGAGAGUCGGAGAUGACCGGUGGGGAUGCGUUGGAGGCGAUGGCUCGUCCACCCAGGCCUGAAAACCCAUUCUUCACCCCACAGAACCGCUGUUGCUCACAGUGCUCCCAGCCCCCACGCCUUCCACUGGCACAAGGGUUGAUGCCCCAGCAGUACCUUGCCCCUUUGUUUCACACUGCUCCCUGGCCCUUUCCCACCUCCAUCAUCCAUCGCCUAUCCUCAUCCCUUCCCCCCAUUUCCUUCCUCCAUCCCCUCCCGUCAUCCCCUUCCCCCAUCCCCUCCGCCAUCUCAAUGCCCCGGCCCCUUUCUCCAUCCCUUCCUCUCAUCCCUCGCCCCAACCCCUCCCUUGGCCCAACCCCUCCCCCCAUCCCUCGCCCCAUUCCCCCCCUCAUCCCUCGCCCCAUUCCCCCCCUCAUCCCUCGCCCCAUUCCCCCCCUCAUCCCUCGCCCCAUUCCCCCCCUCAUCCCUCGCCUCAUCCCCCCCCCAUCCCUUCCUUUGGCCCCUCCCCUCAGACUGGGCCUGGGCGCUCGCUUUGUCUCGCACAGCCAAGCCAUGGGCGCUGGGGGCACUGGGGGAGGAGGAAGGGGAGGGGGAGGGGGAAGAGGAUGGGGAGGCAGGGGGGGAGGAGGGGGAGGGGGAGGGUGGGGGGAGGGAGUGGCACAGUCAGCUGCACGGACUGCUGCUGCUGUGGAGGAGAGAUUGGGGGCUAGGUUGGCUGGGAGGGGGAAGUGGGGGGUUAGGGGGAGAAGGGAGGAGGAGGAGAUAGUGGGAGGAGUGGGAGAUGGGGAUGGGAGUGACGAUGGCGGGGAGGAGGAGAGCCGGGCAGGGCGGUUUGGGAGGAGGGGCAGCACAGGCAGUAGUGUGGAGGCAGCUGUUGGGAAGAAGCGUAAGAGCAAAGGGUAG
This is a messenger RNA of Closterium sp. NIES-65, 1038 nucleotides long. The record is from the annotation of a GenBank genome assembly. Lineage: Eukaryota; Viridiplantae; Streptophyta; Zygnematophyceae; Desmidiales; Closteriaceae.